AGCUGUCCUGAUGUCCCUGUAAACUCAUCCUGGAACUUCAUUUGAGGAAAGGAUCUACUGAAUCAAAAGCUUCCUUCCCAUAACUUCCCUCAAGAUGGCAUCCGAUAGCCCCGAGUCACUAAUGACCUUGUGCACAGAUUAUUGCCUUCGCAACUUGGAGGGGACUCUCUGCUACCUACUGGACAACGAAACUCUCCGGCUCCAUCCUGACAUCUUCUUGCCAAGCGAGAUUUGUGACAAACUUGUCAAUGAGUACGUGGAGUUGGUGAAGACGGACAGCAUCUUUGAACCCCAUGAAAGCUUCUUCACCCUGUUCUCAGAUCCCCGGAGUACCAGGCUAGCUCGGAUCCACUUGCGGGAACAGAUUGUGCAGGACCAGGACCUGGAAGCCAUCAGGAAGCAGGAUCUUGUUGAGCUCUACUUGACUAACUGUGAGAAGCUGACAGCCAAGAGUCUGCAAACCUUGGUGAGCUUCAGCCACACACUUAUCUCCCUGAGCCUCUUCGGCUGCUGUAAUAUCUUCUAUGAGGAGGAGAACCCUGGAGGCUGUGAAGAUGACUGUUUGGUGAACCCCACUCGCCAGGUCUUGGUCAAGGACUUUACUUUUGAAGGCUUUAGCCGCUUGCGCUUCCUGAACCUGGGCCGCUUGAUCGAAGGGGUAAAUGUGGAGACGUUGCUUCGGCCUUUGGCCUCCCUUGCAGCUCUUGAUCUCUCUGGGAUCCAGCUGAAUGAUGUGGGAUUUCUGACCCAGUGGAAGGACAGUCUGGUUUCCUUAGUGCUUUACAACAUGGACCUUUCAGAGGAGCACAUCCAAGUGAUCGCACAGCUUCGCAAGCUCAGGCACUUGGAUAUCUCCCGAGACCAUCUGUCCAGUUAUUACAAAUUCAAGCUGACCCGGCGGGUUCUAAACCUGUUUGUGGAAAACUUGGUGAACCUCACUUCGCUCGAUAUCUCAGGGCACACCAUGCUGGAGAACUGCACUAUCCCAAGCAUGGAGGAGAAGAUGGGCCAGACAAGCAUUGAGCCAGCAAAGAGCAGCAUUGCUCCCUUCCGGGGUCUGAAACGACCACUCCAGUUCUUGGGCCUUUUUGAAACAUCUCUCUGCCGCCUGACGCAUAUUCCAGCCUACAAGGUGAGUGGAGACAAGAACGAAGAGCAAGUCCUGAAUGCUAUUGAGGCUUACACAGAACACCGGCCAGAAAUCACUUCCCGGGCCAUCAACCUCCUUUUUGACAUUGCCCGUAUUGAACGCUGCAGCCAGCUGCUGCGAGCCCUUCAGCUGGUGAUCACAGCCCUCAAGUGCCACAAGGAUGACAAAAACAUCCAGGUGACAGGCAGCGCAGCGCUGUUCUACCUGACCAACUCCGAGUACCGUAUGGAGCAGAGUGUAAAGCUGCGGCGCCAGGUCAUCCAGGUGGUGCUGAAUGGCAUGGAGUCCUACCAGGAAGUCACAGUACAGCGAAACUGCUGCCUGACACUGUGUAACUUCAGCAUUCCUGAGGAGCUGGAGUUCCAGUACCGCCGAGUCAACGAGCUGCUGCUGAACAUCCUCAACCAGAGCCGGCAGGAUGAAUCUAUCCAGCGCAUCGCUGUACACCUCUGUAAUGCUCUGGUCUGCCAGGUGGACAACGAUCAUAAAGAAGCUGUGGGCAAGAUGGGGUUUGUCAUGACAAUGCUAAAGUUGAUUCAGAAGAAGUUGGCUGAUAAAACGUGUGAUCAGGUGAUGGAGUUCUCCUGGAGUGCCCUCUGGAACAUCACUGAUGAGACCCCUGAUAACUGUGAGAUGUUCCUUAACUACAGCGGCAUGAAACUGUUCUUGGAGUGCUUGAAAGAGUUCCCAGAGAAACAGGAGCUGCAUCGCAACAUGCUGGGCCUCCUGGGCAACGUAGCAGAGGUGAAGGAGCUCCGCCCGCAGCUCAUGACCUCCCAGUUCAUCAGUGUGUUCAGCAACCUGCUGGAGAGCAAAGCAGAUGGGAUUGAGGUAUCCUACAAUGCCUGUGGUGUGCUCUCCCAUAUCAUGUUUGAUGGUCCAGAGGCUUGGGGUAUAUGUGAGCCCCACCGAGAGGAAGUUGUGAAGAGGAUGUGGGCAGCCAUCCAGAGCUGGGAUAUCAACUCCAGGAGAAAUAUCAAUUACAGGUCAUUUGAACCAAUCCUUCGACUUCUUCCACAAGGGAUCUCCCCAGUCAGCCAGCACUGGGCUACCUGGGCACUGUAUAACCUGGUCUCUGUCUACCCUGACAAGUACUGCCCACUGCUGAUCAAAGAAGGUGGGAUUCCCCUUCUGAAGGACAUGAUUAAAAUGGCCUCAGCACGGCAAGAGACCAAGGAAAUGGCCCGGAAAGUUAUAGAGCACUGCAGUAACUUUAAGGAGGAGAACAUGGACACUUCCAGAUAGAGGCAAUCAUCUAAUGCCUCUUGCCAGCACUGUAUCCAGCUUCUCUCUAAUUCACUGUAUAUAGGGAGGACUCUUUCUUACCAACUCGCCUGUUGGAAGGAAACUUUAUGUGUGUGUGUGAGACCCUCAGUAGAUGAAUGUGAACAGGGGAGGGGGGAGGGACUUUUUGCACAACAAAAUGCUUUCCUUAAAUUAGUGGACUUUUUUGUUAUGAAGUUUCAGGUUGAAGUUCUGUGUGUAUGAUUUCUGUAUAAAAAGAAAACAAAAAACAAAGACAACUACAUUAUGUAUCUUUUAACCUUUUUAUUUUAGACCACACAGAGAGCCUCAAAUGAUCAUGAGCUUGAAGACCUAGUUGUGUGAUUGCUAGUGUGACAUUUUUAUUUCCCACUUUUUAGAAAAUUCCCUUUUGCUGUAUUGCAUGAGGUCCUGUAAUGUCUGCAAGAACACCGGUCCUGAAUUGGCAUUGGCUGCUCAAUGGGAUUACAGGCAGUGAUGAGUUA
Messenger RNA from Fulmarus glacialis (Northern fulmar), 2898 nucleotides. It is a transcript of the gene ZER1, whose product is annotated as zyg-11 related, cell cycle regulator. Gene Ontology annotation, cellular component: Cul2-RING ubiquitin ligase complex. NCBI's taxonomy places the organism in Eukaryota, Metazoa, Chordata, Aves, Procellariiformes, Procellariidae. Gene Ontology annotation, molecular function: protein binding. Bases 95 to 2395 code for a protein of 766 amino acids. The record is from RefSeq and is a predicted model, not a curated record. The transcript has 15 exons.